AUGGAAUGUAUCAUUAUUAGCAAUUUAGGAACAGCAUCAUUGCUUGAUAAAGCAGGUUUGGCAAAUGAAGUUUUAUUUUUAAAAUUUUUAUGUGUAUCAUUAUCGAUAUUGGGACUUGCAACAUUGGGAACCAAUGUUCAAGUUAUCGAUAAAGGUCAAAUAGUAGAGAAAGAGAAUCAAACUAAACCAAUUCGAUUACAAGUGGUACCAUUACUUUAUAGUGGUGUUUUUUUGGUGUAUUCCCUCAACUACUUUGUAAAGAAUGGAUUGGUUAUCGCUGUAUGGUAG
Molecule: messenger RNA, 288 nt
Organism: Dictyostelium discoideum AX4
Lineage: Eukaryota; Evosea; Eumycetozoa; Dictyosteliales; Dictyosteliaceae
Exons: 3
Coding region: 1-288 (95 amino acids)
Source: RefSeq, a predicted model, not a curated record